GAAUUCCGAAUCAUGUGCAGAAUGCUGAAUCUUCCCCGAACCAGGACGAAUCACACAACGCGGAAAAGCAGACUCUCGUAAUUUUGGAAUUGCAUGUUGCAAGGAGUCUCCUAGAUCUUCACGCCCACCCUCGGGUAGGAAGGGAGUUGGGGUCCGGGCUAGGCCAGCCCAGCAGGUGGAGAGGGUCCCGGGCAGCCCCGCGCGCCCCUGGCCAUGUCGCCUUUAAUGCCCUGCCCCUUCGUGUGGCCUUCUGAGGGUUCCCAGGGCUGGCCAGGGUUGUUUCCCACUCGCGCGCGCGCUCUCACUCCCAGCCAAACCCAGCUGGCAGGGCUCCCUCCAGCCGAGACCUUUUGAUUCCCGGCUCCCGCGCUCCCGCCUCCGCGCCAGCCCGCGGGGUGGCCCUGGAGAGCCGGACCUCGCCCGGCCCCGGCUGGGACCAUGGUGUUUCUCUCCGGAAAUGCUUCCGACAGCUCCAACUGCACCCAACCGCCGGCACCGGUGAACAUUUCCAAGGCCAUUCUGCUUGGGGUGAUCUUGGGGGGCCUCAUUCUUUUCGGGGUGCUGGGGAACAUCCUAGUGAUCCUCUCCGUAGCCUGUCACCGACACCUGCACUCAGUCACACACUACUACAUUGUCAACCUGGCGGUGGCCGACCUCCUGCUUACCUCCACUGUGCUGCCCUUCUCCGCCAUCUUCGAGGUCCUAGGCUACUGGGCCUUCGGCAGGGUCUUCUGCAACAUCUGGGCGGCAGUGGAUGUUCUGUGCUGCACCGCGUCCAUCAUGGGCCUCUGCAUCAUCUCCAUCGACCGCUACAUCGGCGUGAGCUACCCGCUGCGCUACCCAACCAUCGUCACCCAGAGGAGGGGUCUCAUGGCUCUGCUCUGCGUCUGGGCACUCUCCCUGGUCAUCUCCAUCGGACCCCUGUUCGGCUGGAGGCAGCCGGCCCCCGAGGACGAGACCAUCUGUCAGAUCAACGAGGAGCCGGGCUACGUGCUCUUCUCAGCGCUGGGCUCCUUCUACCUGCCGCUGGCCAUCAUCUUGGUCAUGUACUGCCGCGUCUACGUGGUGGCCAAGAGGGAGAGCCGGGGCCUCAAGUCUGGCCUCAAGACCGACAAAUCGGACUCGGAGCAAGUGACGCUCCGAAUCCAUCGGAAAAACGCCCCGGCAGGAGGCAGCGGAGUGGCCAGCACCAAGACCAAGACGCACUUCUCGGUAAGGCUCCUCAAGUUCUCCCGGGAGAAGAAAGCGGCCAAAACGCUGGGCAUCGUGGUGGGCUGCUUCGUCCUCUGCUGGCUGCCUUUUUUCUUAGUGAUGCCCAUUGGGUCUUUCUUCCCUGAUAUCAAGCCCUCUGAAACAGUUUUUAAAAUAGUAUUUUGGCUCGGAUAUCUAAACAGCUGCAUCAACCCCAUCAUAUACCCAUGUUCCAGCCAAGAGUUCAAAAAGGCCUUUCAGAAUGUCUUGAGAAUCCAGUGUCUCCGCAGAAAGCAGUCUUCCAAACAUGCCCUGGGCUACACCCUGCACCCGCCCAGUCAGGCCCUGGAAGGGCAGCACAAGGACACGGUGCGCAUCCCCGUGGGAUCAGGAGAGACUUUCUACAGGAUCUCCAAGACGGAUGGCGUUUGUGAAUGGAAAUUUUUCUCUUCCAUGCCCCGUGGAUCUGCCAGGAUUACAGUGUCCAAAGACCAAUCCUCCUGCACCACAGCCCGGAGACAUACACCCAUAACAUGAAGCCAGCUUCCUGUCCACGACUGUUGUCCUUACUGCCCAAGGAAGGGGAGCAUUUGAAGCAAAUGCACGAGUGAAGCAAACCCACCACUCAUCCUGUGAACCACUGUCUUUGGAAUCCACCCCAGGAGCCCAGGAGCCUUGCCUGUCACAUGGAUUUACUUCUUUAUCAAGAAUCCAUCUGACUAAGGCACAAAUCCAACAUAUUACUGUUGCUGAUGCAAGAGAAGCAGUAACUUAAGGAAUGAUCAUGAAUGCAAAGGGCAAGAGGAAAAGAGCCUUCGGGGACAAAUAGCUCGAUUUUCUGUAAAUUAGUUUCCUACAACCUCCCUCCCCCAUUUCAUUCCUAAAAGUUCAUUGAGAAUGAUCAGCCACAUGUAGGGUGUGAGGAAUUCCAUAAGGCACCCCAGUUUCUUCAAUAAGUAAAUGGCAUUUUAAAAAGGGGAACUUUUAUGGGUUAAAAUAUUCUUAAGAGAUGCAUUCAUCAAGUAUACUGUAUAAGCCUUGUUCAUUUAGAUCUUUAUUGAAACAAAGUGUAAAAAGACAUUUUUGAAGUAAUUGGAGAAAAUUAAGAAGAGGCUGGGUCCUAUUAGAUGUUAGAUAAUUAGAUUGUUACUUUGAAUUUUGUUGGAUGUGAUCAUGGCAUUGUCCUUAACUGGUAAGUGCCUAUCGAAGUAUGUUUACAAUUUGCUUUAAAGUUUUAUUGCCAAAAGUGGAGAAGCAAGGGUGAUAGAUGAAAUAAGAAUGGCAGGCAAGGCCACACACAGUUCUUCCAUGUUUGUGCAUGUUUGAAAUUUUUCAGAAUAAAAUAUUUUUAAAAGAAAAAAAAAGGCACAUUUAACUUGUAAAAGUCAGUGUCCCUUGAAUUCUGGAACAUUCAUAGACAUGAAAAUCAUGCUGCAAAACAAAAUCCCCUUUGUUCAAAGAGAGCUGCUGUUGCACUCUCUGCUCUCUCAUUUCUUUAUUCACUCUAUAAUAUUCAGUGUAGGCUGACUGUGCGCCAGCCCCAACUCCAGGGGGUGGAGAAUAACAAGGGCAGAGACAUGGUCCUUGCCGCCCAAGCAUCUAUGAUAUCGAUACAGUGCCAUGGGAGCUUGGUGGAGGGCCUCAGUCGACUGCAGAGUUAGGCUUCUCAAAAGUGAUGAUCUCUAUGGUGAGUCUUGGAGGACACAAUGGGGUGGGGAACAGAAACAGUUGCAAAGAAGGGAGGAAUCUGUGCAAAGGCCCAGGGGCUGGUAAACCUUGGGUGUGUGCUGGGGCUGCUGCCUCCUCCCAAAUGUCGGGGCACAGGGAAGUCAGUCUCACUUAUCAUGGUGACCACUUGGCUCUACAACCCCCACUGCCCAAGUCCCCACAGGCAAACCACACAACUGCUCUUCUUCUCACUCUUUUUUUAAGCCAAGAAAGAACUCACUGAAACAGCCAGUCGGUGGUGAGUCCAAGGCUUUCCUGACAGAGUGACCAUGUUUGGCUUGGCUGAAAAUCACAAAGCCUUGGUUUCCUAGUUGUCUGAUUCUCUUUGUUCUCAAGGCCUGGUGCAGCAUUACAGUGGGAUGGCU
Molecule: messenger RNA, 3284 nt
Organism: Piliocolobus tephrosceles (Ugandan red Colobus)
Lineage: Eukaryota; Metazoa; Chordata; Mammalia; Primates; Cercopithecidae
Gene: ADRA1A
Product: adrenoceptor alpha 1A
Exons: 3
Coding region: 439-1728 (429 amino acids)
Biological process (GO): regulation of cardiac muscle contraction; cell-cell signaling; adenylate cyclase-activating adrenergic receptor signaling pathway
Cellular component (GO): plasma membrane
Molecular function (GO): alpha1-adrenergic receptor activity
Source: RefSeq, a predicted model, not a curated record